GUUUGCUUCAGGAACGAAAUUAAGAAAAAAGACAGAAAAAUCAUAAACAAUGGCGACACUGGAAACAAUUGCAGCUGCCAUUAAACAAAUACCCUCUAAAAAAGAAGAUCUUAAAAAGGCCUUCGAUGAACUCCAAUCACACUCCUUUCUUCUGUCUUCUUUCUCCCUCUCCUGGUCCAAUUUAGAUGCCCACUUCACCCAAAUAGAGAACUCCAUUACUCAACGAUUCCGUCUUCUCGAAUCGCUCGAGUCUACUCAGUCUCAGCCGGUUCAGCAACCCCAAUUAGAUUUACCGUCUCUGUCUCCGUCAUUGGCGCCAGAGACGGACCCGGAAGAAGACCCAGAAGAGGAUCCUGAGGAGGACACGGAGGAAGACCCAGACGGAGGCCCGUCUCCAUCUGAUCCGGUAGCGGAACCGGCUCAGCGCGAGUUAAAUUUAUCCACUGUAAAAGACCCAUCUUCGUCUAACCCACCGAGUGUAGUCCCAGUGGAGUCAGUAUUAACAACCCAUUGUGACGCUCAACCGUACCAGCCAUCGUCUUCGAACCCCCCGAGUCAAGACCGAGUUGACUUGGAUGUGGCUCUACCCGAGUUGAGAACGCUAUGUGAGAAAAUGGACGGUAAAGGGUUAAGAAAAUACAUAAACGAGAGUCGAAAUGUCCGGGAAAAAGUUCGGGUUGAGCUCCCAAGUGCAAUCCGGGUAUCUCCGGAUCCUGGUUUGAUGGUUUUGGAUGCAAUGGAGGGGUUUUAUGGAGUUGAUAACGAGUUGAAAAGUGACAAUGACCCAGAAUUGUGGGGGACAAGGAGGGCUUGUUUGUUGUUAUUGGAGGUUUUCUUAGGAAUUAAUGCAAAUAUUGGUGAAGAAGUGAGGGAUAGAGCAAAAAGUUUGGCUUUUGAUUGGAGAAAGAAGUUGAAUUUGCAUGGAGAAAAUGGUUUAGAGUUGUUGGGGUUCUUGCAUUUGGUGGCUGCAUAUGGGUUGGGAAGUGAGUUUGAGAAGAAUUUUCUUGUGGACUUAUGUGUGCCUGCUGCAAAGUACCGGCAAGGUAUUGUGUUGAGCAAGGCAAUUGAUUUAGGAGAUAAUGUUCAAGAUCUCAUUCAGAAACUUAUGGUCAAUGGAAAGCAAAUUCUGGCUCUGAAAUAUAUUUUUGAGUUUGAGCUGACUGAAAAAUACCCACCUGUCCCACUCCUGAAAGCCUAUCUGAGCGAGUCCCAGAGGCUUGCAAAGCAACUUCGCGAGGAUGGAAGAAACUCCCUUAGAUCACAGAAUGAGGCCACAGCCAAAGAAGUUGGUGCCCUGAAAGCAGUGAUCAAAGUAGUUGAAGAUUACAAACUUGAAUCUGAGUACCCCAAAGACAUACUUCAGAACCGUGUAGAGGUGCUAGAGAAGCUGAAGGCAGACAGAAAACGCCCUGCUCCUGCUCCCAAGCCUCAGCAGCAGCCUAAGAAGCUACACUGGCAACCAAGGAAGCCACAAAAGAUUGGAAACAAGCGUCCUCGAAAAACUGGAUCCAUUGGCCACACAGCACCAACUGUUGUUGCAGCCAAUCUAAGUGUUCCCCUAUUCCCACAACCCCAUUUGCAGCCAGCAGGUUUAUUACCUGAGAAUUCUGCUCCAUAUUUGGGCACACCAGCUGGGCCUUACGGCUUGGUGGGCUCCACUCCUGUAGUUGCCCCUUAUGCAGGUUCAGCCAGCAGGUCGUAUGCUUUGACAGGAGCCCAGUUGUGAAACCUGUUAGUAUGAAUGGAACACGCUUCACAGGUAAUCUUCAAGGUAUCUGCUUGAUUCAGUGUUUGUUUUGCUUCUAUAUAUAGAGCAGGAGGAUUUCAUCCUUUUUCUUUUUAGUCUUUCUUCAUGGUAUAUAUCGAUGUCAUCUGGAAUAUUCGUGCGGUUUUGAAACUUGUUAGCAUGAAUGGAACACACUUUGCAGGUAAUCUUAACAUUUACAUUUCUAUGGCUUCUGUUAACAAGAUUGUCAGAAUAGCAGCAUAUUUUGUUAUUGUUCAUCAUUUACCUUGAUCCUGGUUUCAUGAUGCAAAUCCAUGUUGUUCAUCUUCACUCUUUUUCAGAUAGAGAUCAGACAUAUAUCUAUUUUACUAUCUUGUCUGAUGCCUUAUUGUCCCUUUCUUUGUCUCACACAAGCAUGUGCAUUUGUCACGAAUCUUAGGUUGCUGAUGGUGACAACAGAAUUUUGCUAGGGGAUAUAGUUUAUAGAAGGGCAGAAAUUUAGCGUGUACUGUUUGUGCUGAGCAGGCUGUUUUCUGGUGAAAGAAAAACACCCCAGGUAGAGGAUUUGUUCUGAAGCAGCCUGAACUAACAAUAGAAUGACAAAACAACUGUGUUCACUGUUUUUGUUCAGCACAGUACGUCUUUCCUUGUCUAGCCAUAUCUAAGGAAAAAAUUGACAAAGCUUUCUGAAAGAAAAUGCUGGUAGAAUUGAAUUUUUGUCAACUUUGUCCAAGGACCAUAUAUAAAGAAUCGCCAUCGUGGUUCAAGAGGACAACUGUUUUGCUUAAACUUCUAGUUGUUUGUUUGAGAUUGUCAUCCGUUUAUCUAAAAUAUCUUUCUCUACACUGGUAUUGCUAUUUGGGAAAAUUGUUAGUUUUCAUACCAAAUAUAUAUAGGGGUGACGGUGUGAUCAUCUCAACUUCAGGGGUGACAUUGUUUCAAACUCUUGUCUCUCAAAUUGGGUGAGUGUCUAGUUGAAACAAGGAGGAGCAACUAAUGUAUGAAGAUUUGAAGGCAUAAUUAAGAAGAAACAUUUUGAGCUAUCUAAGCUUCCAGAAUGUCCUUGUUUCAGCCUUUGGUUGUCUAGAAGAGGAAAGCAUAAGGGACAUUCAAGUCGUUGGAGGGUGGAUUGUCAUUCUAUAAAGUUUUAUUCAAGUUGAACAUGGAUAUCUUAGUAAUGAAAUUGAUCCCUCAAUUGUGGAUUAACAUGACACUUAAUAUCCAAUUCUGUAAUUUUAUUUUAAAGAAUUGUUAUCGAUUUUACAGUUGUUAUA
Messenger RNA from Mangifera indica (mango), 3000 nucleotides. Its product is annotated as inactive FRIGIDA-like protein 2. The transcript is spliced from 4 exons. NCBI's taxonomy places the organism in Eukaryota, Viridiplantae, Streptophyta, Magnoliopsida, Sapindales, Anacardiaceae. The record is from RefSeq and is a predicted model, not a curated record. Bases 50 to 1726 code for a protein of 558 amino acids.